GAGAUCCCAAUGAUAGUUAUUACGCCCCGUCAAUUCUCAGGUUCGUCUAUAAAAAUGAGCUGCACUCCAACACCCAAGCUCAGUUCGAUUUUUGCAAAUUUUUCAAUCGGAUUCACUAUGACGUCCUGGAAGUUCAGCCUACUUGUGGCACUGCUCAUCCUAACCGAAUUUAUUCCUUCAAAUCAAGCACUAGAGAUCAACCCGAUGAUCUUAAAGCAAGUGAAGAAGCUGCGUUUGCGAUGUGUAAAUCAAACAGGUGUCUCCGUAGAAAUAAUGGAGAAGUCCGUAAGGGAUCAGAUGUUUCCCUAUAAUGAGAAAUUGAACUGCUUUUUACACUGCAUGUUUGACAUGUUUGGACUGAUUGACACCCAGAAUGUAAUGCACUUGGAGUCGCUAAAGGAGGUCCUGCCGGAGGAAAUACACGACACGAUCAACGGUCUAGUCAGCUCCUGCGGCACCAAGAAGGGCAAAGAUGGCUGUGAAACUGCUUAUGAAACAGUCAAGUGCUAUAUCGAUGUCAAUAGUCGGUUUAUAUGGCGUGAGGUUAUAGUGCUGCUUGGGUAACUAGCCCAAAACUCACCUGAAGACAUCUCGAUUCACGAUUCCCAGGAUAAGCAGACAGCGCAACAGACGCAAUGCCUCGAUCUGAACACGCACCAUGGGGCCCUGCCAAAGCGAUUCACAUUCACAAUAAAUUGAGAACCUUUCAUAUAUAAUAAAUACACCUAAACAAA
This is a messenger RNA of Drosophila kikkawai, 734 nucleotides long. RefSeq names its product Odorant-binding protein 69a (gene Obp69a). Gene Ontology annotation, biological process: sensory perception of smell. Gene Ontology annotation, molecular function: odorant binding. Lineage: Eukaryota; Metazoa; Arthropoda; Insecta; Diptera; Drosophilidae. The record is from RefSeq and is a predicted model, not a curated record.